CAAAACUAUAACACAAGAAUAAACAAAACACGUCUUCUUGUUAUUAGUCAUGGACAUCGUGAGACCAACGGUGGAGAUUCCACCUCGAAAGCUUCUCUCGUCUUCCAAGUCUUUUUCAGGGGAGGCUUCCCCUCGUUCUUCGCCGCGUAAACAUAACUGGAACAACAAGAGCAACAAGACCUCUACAUCUGAACAAGAAGAGGACAGCUUCAACGAAGACAACACCAACACCAACACCAACAACAACAAAGAUGCUAAAGAGUAUUGUUAUGAUUCCGACACCGAUGAUCCUUACGCGAGCGACCAUUUCCGUAUGUUCGAAUUCAAGAUCCGACGUUGCACCCGUAGCCGAAGCCACGACUGGACUGACUGUCCCUUUGCUCAUCCCGGAGAGAAAGCUCGCCGUCGUGAUCCUCGUAGGUUUCAAUACUCGGGUGAGGUUUGUCCCGAGUUUCGUCGUGGUGGUGAUUGUAGCCGUGGAGACGACUGUGAGUUUGCUCAUGGAGUCUUUGAGUGUUGGCUCCAUCCCAUUCGUUACCGUACUGAGGCUUGUAAAGAUGGUAAACACUGUAAGAGAAAAGUAUGUUUCUUCGCUCAUUCGCCACGUCAGCUUAGGGUUCUUCCGCCGGAAAAUGAUUCCGGCGGCUCAUCAGCCUCUACGUCUCAAGCCAAGAAUCAGAAUCCUUGCUGUUUGUUUUGUAGCGGUUCUCCGACGAGUACUCUUUUGGGUAACUUGUCUCAUCUUUCUCGAUCUCCCUCCUCAUCUCCACCUCUUUCUCCGGCUCACAAAGCCGCUGCCUUCUCACGGCUGAGGAGUUGCGCCGCUUCUGCUGCAGCCGCAGGGUCGGUUAACUAUAAAGAUGUUUUAAACGAGCUUGUUAAUUCGUUGGAUUCUAUUACCCUAGCGGAAGCCUUGCAGGUGAGUUCCCCUUCUCCUUCGCCUGUUUCUGCGGCAGCUGCGGCGUUUGCCUCGUCCUGCGGUUUGAGCACUCAGCGUCUCCAUAUCCAACAACAGCAACAAAGCAGUCCUUUACAAUUCGCGCUCUCGCCUUCCACUCCAAGCUACCUAACCAAUUCGCCUAGGGCAAGCUUCUUCAGCGAUGAUUACACUCCUCGCCAGCGAGAAGUGAAUGAGUUUACACCCUCGGCGGUUAGGGAGAAGACUAGGUUUGAGGAUGGUUCUUGUGGCGACCCUGAUAUUGGAUGGGUGAAUGAUCUCUUGACUUGAUAGAUCCACGAGUGUAUAUUCUGGUGGAGAUUAAUUUACGUUCAUGAAUCAUGGGGAAUAUGAUCAGUGCCAACGGUUUGGUCAGUAUGCAUGGAGGGAUUGUUGUUGAAAUUGUUUUCGAGAUUUUAUUGUUUUACGGAUCUCCACGGGAGCUAAUUAAGAAUCGUCUGUAUUGUCUUUGUUUCUAGAAUUCUAUCUUUUUGGUUGGAUUUUACCCAAUAAUAUGUUUGAACUUGUAUCAUGUGGACUCGGAUUGUAUAAUGUUUCACUAUUUCUAUGAAUAUUUUCG
This is a messenger RNA of Brassica oleracea var. oleracea, 1517 nucleotides long. RefSeq names its product zinc finger CCCH domain-containing protein 2-like. The record is from RefSeq and is a predicted model, not a curated record. Gene Ontology annotation, molecular function: metal ion binding. Bases 50 to 1228 code for a protein of 392 amino acids. The transcript has a single exon. NCBI's taxonomy places the organism in Eukaryota, Viridiplantae, Streptophyta, Magnoliopsida, Brassicales, Brassicaceae.